CGCGUCUCUCUCUUCAAAUUGAUCCUCCACUUUUGCGCUUCAAUGCUUUUAAAGCAUUAGCAGGGAAAAAUCAAUCCAAUUAUGCUAUACCCUUAGCCUCAGCACAUUUAAUCCGAUAUUCUUCCAUCUCUUCAUCACCAAUUCAUCUAGAACCGUGAUGUUGGAAAAUUGCAUACAUUAACUACAAUGGGCUCGUCAAAUUUCGGUGACCAGAGUGAGCCGAGGUUUGUGGUAAAACACAAUCGGACACGGCCACUACGAACCUACAGCAAGCGUACUGCGCCAACCGAUACGGCAGAACCUGUAUCCAAGAAGCGACGCAUGGAGCAAACAAGUGCGAUUCCAGAAACGAAGGAUGAGGCAGUGAAACCACUUCGUCACUCCAGCGUCUCUUGUUCCUCUCCGACUCUACCUCCACCGCAACCCAUAAAGAAAGGCUCAAUCAUGAGCUAUUUCAAGAUUAUGCAACCACUACCGAGCAGCUCAUUAAUCUCUCCAGAGCCGACUUCUGGACCUACCGAACCCGCCAGUACACCUCCGUCGUCCCCUCCAAUGCCUAACUCGAAUCGGAAGAAACGACGAAGGCUUACUACACGUAUAAUAUCUCGAGCUACAUCUGAAGAUCCAAACCAGGAGGAUGAAGCUGAAGGGGAAGAUAAGAGAUUAGACGAAAUAGGCGGUAGAUUGAUGGCAUCAGUAAGCCCAGCAGAUGUGUUAUCUGAUGCUAGUUCGAACACCCACAGCCAAUCGACUGCAAAACGGAAAAGGCAAUUAACAGCUAGGAAAUGUGAGCGGAACAAGAAGGAAGCCUCCAAACCAGGUGCAGUCCAAACAACGCUCAGCCUAUCGAUCUCGGAUAAGGGGUUCACGGAGUGCAAGGAAUGUGGCAUGCUCUACAAUCCUCUCCAUAAACAGGAUGCGAAAUAUCAUGCUAGACGUCACGCAGCCAUGCUGAAGGCGAAGUCGAGUACUCAUGACAAUGAAAUAUCGGAUUAAACCAAAACAAAAGUGCC
Annulohypoxylon truncatum is the source of this 1013-nucleotide messenger RNA. RefSeq lists its product as uncharacterized. The record is from RefSeq and is a predicted model, not a curated record. Lineage: Eukaryota; Fungi; Ascomycota; Sordariomycetes; Xylariales; Hypoxylaceae. Bases 187 to 996 code for a protein of 269 amino acids. The transcript is spliced from 3 exons.